CAUAGUUUGAGACCCAUUUGGGUUUUAGAAAGCUGAGGUCAAGUCAACAGUGUGUGGGUUAGGUCACUCUCCUGCGGUAGGGCUCGGCAGCUGCUGGGCCGUCAGUGGGUUUGUUCUGGACGGACACUGUCCAGAGCGUUUUCAUGUGACAGCCCUGGAUUGUGUACCAUGGACCAGGAUGCUGGAAACCAACACACGGCAGCUGCGGCUCCUCGGCGCGGUCUGCGGCGUGUCUCCUUCUAAUUAACACAUCGACGCAACAAAAGUUCCAGAGCGGCUGUCAUUUGUGUAUAUGAACCGAUAACCGUGGCUGCUUCAACCGACACCGCGUAGACACAGAGCGGACCGAAGCCUGGAUCCAUGUCGACUCUCUCUGUCUCUCUCUCGUCCUCUCUCUCUCUCUCUCUCUUUCUCAUUCGCCUGGGAUACUUGGAAUAUUUAUUUACAGUGAUGGAGGUUUGGAAGGGUUUUUUUCAAGGUCAUCGCGUCUUUUACGGAUGUAUUUCACGGUCUGUUAUUUAAACCACCACGUCGAUCAGCGCUGGUGACAGCGGGGAUGACAGUGAUCGGAUGAUUUGAAGACAGCGGCGGCGUCAGUCUGAAACCGUUAGACCACGGAUCAUCAUUUUUAUUACAGUUCUGGUUUUAAACUACCAACUCCUUGUCAACACAUGGACGGGCAACUGAAGAAGGGCAGGAGAUUGCGCUCCAGACGAGAGCGAGUGUGCAGGCUGCGGAAUUCUCUGGUCAUAGAUGCCCAAAGCCCAAACUCCUCCUGCUCCGACAGCCAGCGGCGGCACAGUCCGGGGAGGGACAUCGCCUCCGUGCCCGAUAAGAAGCACUGCGCAGCCGCCGCUCGAGCUCCGCGGCGGAAGAGGAGAGGGUCGAGCUCGCAGGAGGAGGACAUCAUUGAUGGGUUCGCCAUCGUCAGUUUCUUCAGCCUGGACCGUCUUCAGAAGAAGAGCAGAUUUGGGAAGACCAGGGUGAAGAAGGAAAGGUGGAAGGACAAGAAGAAGGCACAGCAGCAGAAGAAGGAAGAGGAGGAAAUUAAGGAUGAAAAUGAAAAUGUCCAGCCGGCGGAGGAUCCCCUGGAGGAUGGUUUCCUUCGUCAUGUUCAGCGUGAGCAGGAGAGGAUUAAUGAGCGACUGCUGAAGAAGACCUACUCCAAAAAGAACAAAAUGAUCAAACCUCUGGCUCAAAGACUGACCCAGGUCAUCAAGGAAGAGACGGACCAGGACCAGGGUCACCCAGACGGGAGCGACUGCAGGGAUCGGUUCAGUGAGCGUGACGGCGAGAAUGAGGUCGACGACAAGGUGUCUGAUGUAGGAUCAACGAAGUUCUUCUCACCGACAGCUCCUACAGGUGCGGUAACACAUGAGAGUCCUGAGUCCAGAACCUGUGGUGCAGCCAAGUUUUCGGGUAUUCCGCGGAGUCAGGAGCGCAGCAACGGUGAGGUACUGUUCACGCCACCCGUGCCUAGCCCCACCCCGGCCUGGGUGCCCACAGGCUCCCCUGCUCCUGCUGCUGCGGCGGCCCCUCUGGGUUCUCCCCUCCCCAAAUUCUCUCCACUUACUAUAAAGAAGGAGGAGCUUCCAGCCCAUGCCCCCACCUCCCCUCCGCUGCUGAGGCCACUCCCCCAUGCCCAGCCCCACCCGGAGGAACGCGUCCUUCCAUCCCUACAGCACGACGCCCAGCGGGUAAUAAGCCACCAGGGGCAGCACCACCCUCUUCAACUCGGUAGCUUCCCCCUCAUCAGCAGCAGCAGUCCGGUGGGUUUCACCAGACCACCCCUCCCCCAGGCCUUUCAGCACAAACCCGGCGGGCUUUUACCCUCGCCCCCCCCCCUGCCGCUGUCCAUCCCCGGUCUCUCUCCCUCAGAGUACUCCUACCUACGGAGCCCGGCCCAUCGCCAUCCAGCCAUGUUCGCCACCUCAGCCGCACUGCCUCCGCCUCCCACCUUACCAACCAACAGCCUGGUGGUACCGGGUCACCCGGGCGCCGUGCCGUACCCAGAGCAUGACCUCCUGCGGCAGGAGCUGAACAACCGUUUCCUGGUUCAGAGUUCAGAGCGGGGCCGGGGGCAGCCAUCCUCGCAGCUGGCCCCCGUGUCAAACCCGAGGGCCGAGUUUCACCAACACCAGCACAUGCACCAGCACCAACACACCCACCAGCACACCUUUACGCCCUUCCCCGCCAGUUUGCCCCCGGCUGCCGUCCUCACUCCGCCCACAGCACCUCCCAUGGUGCGUACCCCAGCCAGAAAUUUUGACAAAUACACCCCCAAAAUGGACAAUCCGUUCUUCCGACAUUCGAACUUCUUCCCCUCCUAUCCACCCACCAUGCCCGGCAUGCCACCGCUGCUCCCACAUUCAGGACCCUUCAGUUCACUGCAAGGAGCCUUCCAGCCCAAGGCAUCGAACCCUAAUGACGUGGCGACUCGUCCGGGAGCCGUUCCUCACACUCUUCUACAGAAAGAUCCCAGGGUGACGGAUCCGUUCAGAACAUCAGUGAGGAAACCUGGGAAGUGGUGUGCAGUUCACGUCCAGAUCGCGUGGCAGAUCUACCACCACCAGCAGAAGAUGAAGCAGAUGCAGCUGGAUCCUCACAAACUGGACAUGAGUUCAAAGCUGGACCUGUUCAGUCGACCUCCAGUUCCAGGAGUCUUCCCUGGACUCCCGUACUCUCACGACCUGGCGAGACCCCUGUUUUCAACCACAGGCUCAGGCCACCCGGUGCCCCCCUCCUACGGCCCUGCCCCUCAUCCCAGCAGCUUCCUGCCCCCCAGCCAUUUGGCAGAUCCGUUCGGUCGCUCCACCUCUUUUGGCAGUCUUGGCAGCCUAUCAACCAGUGCCUUCGGAGGUUUAGGCAACCCCACCCUUGGGUCCAACAGUGUGUUCGGAAUGAAAGAGGGUCCGGGGGGGCUCCCCACAUUUGGCAGCCCCCACCACGACGCCUGGAACAGACUACGACGAACGCCGCCUUCUUUCCCCAUCCCGCCGCAGUGGCCCAAAACCACGGAGGCCGAGAGAAGCAGUUCGGCCAACAGCCAGGAGAGGGAGCCACAGAGGGAUCAGGACCGAGAGAUAGAAAAAAGGGAGUCGUCCUUAGGGGGUGAGGAGAAGGACAAGGACAGGGAUUCUUCUGAGAGGAACCGUCACUCCAACCGCUCAUCCCCGGCCGCCGCGCCUGUGGGCUACCACAUCAGUAACCUGAUCCGUUCAAACAGCCAGAGCUCCGGGGACCUGAGUCGGCAUCCCAGUGGGAAUGUGGAGCGGGUUCGAGAGGCGGAGAAGGAGCUGCUGGACCCCCACAGGGACUCCUCCACGCUGGCUGACGUCAAGGUGAAGGAGUCCCGCCCCCCGGGUCACGACGUGAUGGAGAGGAGAUCCUCGGAGGACUCAGUCAAAUCCUCCCAGCGCUCCCCGUCACCCUACCUCAAGGCGAUGAUCAGUGACCAGAGCGUUAAGAUGGCGGGUGGCCCUCAGACCCCCCUCAAGGAGAUCGAGAAGGAGCACCCACCUGUAGAACUCCUGCACAAGGUGAAAAACGACAUGAAGAUCAAGGAGGAGAGGAAGGAGGAGCAGGAGGUGAUGGUGGUGAGCUCUGAGCCCUCCCCCCAACCACCGGCCCCGGCCCUCCCUGCUUCUGUGGGCCAACUUAUCAACCCCCACCACCACCACCCACCGCUGCCCCAACAGCACCCGCUCUCCUUACAGAGAGGAGGUGAAAUCCCAGCUUCCAGUCUCCACGUCCUCCCCAUGGCCCACUCCCUGCCGCUCUCCAUGAGCGGCAUGCCCCACAUGGGCAGCCUGAACGUCCUGGACCGGGCGCGGAUGGCUCCCUUCAUGGGGGUGAGUCCUCUGGCGGGGAGGGAGCGCUUCACCCACCCGGCGUUCGCGUGGGACCCGUUCAAGGAGGCCUACCGCAGCCUGGACCUGCAGAGGAGGAUGGACCUCCAGCUGAGGGCGGAGCAGGGACACCGCUACGCCAGUGCCUACGAGCAGGAGCGCGUAACUGGUAUCGACUGGGAGACCAGCGACAUGAUGACACAUGGUCUGGACCAUUAA
Messenger RNA from Cynoglossus semilaevis (tongue sole), 4067 nucleotides. RefSeq names its product fibrosin-like 1 (gene fbrsl1). Lineage: Eukaryota; Metazoa; Chordata; Actinopteri; Pleuronectiformes; Cynoglossidae. The coding region runs from base 672 to 4067 and encodes 1131 amino acids. The transcript has 19 exons. The record is from RefSeq and is a predicted model, not a curated record.